Messenger RNA from Ficedula albicollis (Collared flycatcher), 3561 nucleotides. It is a transcript of the gene PFKFB2, whose product is annotated as 6-phosphofructo-2-kinase/fructose-2,6-biphosphatase 2. The transcript is spliced from 15 exons. Gene Ontology annotation, biological process: fructose 2,6-bisphosphate metabolic process; fructose metabolic process. Lineage: Eukaryota; Metazoa; Chordata; Aves; Passeriformes; Muscicapidae. The record is from RefSeq and is a predicted model, not a curated record. Gene Ontology annotation, cellular component: cytosol. Bases 413 to 1699 code for a protein of 428 amino acids. Gene Ontology annotation, molecular function: ATP binding; fructose-2,6-bisphosphate 2-phosphatase activity; 6-phosphofructo-2-kinase activity.
GGAUGCGGCUGCGCGCCUUUGCCCCGAAGCUCGCACCCCCGUCCUGCCGCCGGUCCUGGCUGUCCCCUCCCUUCCUCCGGUCCCGUGCCCCUCUCGCCCCCUUCCUCCCGGGUGCCGCAUCCCUCCCAUCCCGUGCUUUCCCCCCCGGAUCUGCCUCUCCACGGGCGCUUUCGGAGUUUGCUCGGGCUGUUUGCCGAGAGAACGUGACCGUUUUGUUAAAAGCAUCUUUGGUUCGCCCUUGACGGCUCCUGCCCGGGCGGUAAAUGCUUUUAGCGCUAGAAUCCCCAUUAGGCAGCGGUGCUGCCGCCUCGUUCACAAACACCUGGCAGAGCGCAGAGGGGCGCAGCAGCUCAGCCAGCAGCAAGGACGCAACGCGAGCCCGUCCUGGGAUGCAGGAGCAUGGGCUUCCUACAUGACCAACUCCCCGACGCUGAUCGUGAUGAUCGGGCUGCCGGCGCGGGGCAAGACCUACAUGUCCAAAAAGCUCACCCGCUACCUCAACUGGAUCGGGGUGCCCACCAAAGUGUUUAAUUUAGGGGUGUACCGGCGCGAGGCCGUCAAGUCCUACAAGUCCUACGACUUCUUCAGGCACGACAACAAGGAGGCCAUGGAAAUCCGCAAACGCUGUGCCUUGGUGGCCCUGGAAGAUGUGAAGUCUUACCUCUUGGAGGAGUGUGGGCAAAUUGCUGUGUUCGAUGCGACCAACACGACUCGGGAGCGACGGGACCUGAUCUUAAAUUUUGCCAAGGAAAACGCGUUCAAGGUGUUCUUCGUGGAGUCUGUGUGUGAUGAUCCCGAGGUGAUCGCUGCCAAUAUCCUGGAGGUGAAAGUUUCCAGCCCUGACUACCCAGAGAGGCACCGGGAGAACGUGAUGGACGAUUUCCUGAAGAGGAUCGAGUGCUACAAGGUCACCUACCAGCCUCUGGACCCGGAUGCUUAUGACAAAGAUCUUUCCUUCAUUAAAGUGAUCAACGUGGGCCAGCGCUUCCUGGUGAACCGAGUGCAGGAUUACAUCCAGAGCAAGAUCGUUUAUUACCUGAUGAACAUCCACGUGCAGCCUCGCACCAUCUACCUGUGCCGGCACGGCGAGAGCGAGUACAACCUGCUGGGCAGGAUCGGCGGCGACUCGGGGCUCUCAGCCCGGGGCAAGCAGUUCUCCCAGGCUCUGAAGAAGUUCAUUGAGGAGCAGGAGAUCGUGGACCUGAAGGUGUGGACGAGCCAGCUGAAGAGGACAAUCCAGACAGCAGAGUCCCUGGGGGUGCUCUACGAGCAGUGGAAGAUCCUCAACGAGAUUGAUGCUGGGGUCUGUGAAGAAAUGACCUAUGCAGAAAUUGAAGCCAAGUAUCCAGAGGAGUUUGCCAUGAGGGACCAGGAGAAAUACCUUUAUCGUUAUCCUGGAGGGGAGUCCUACCAGGACUUGGUGCAGCGCCUGGAGCCAGUAAUUAUGGAGCUGGAGAGGCAGGGAAACGUCCUGGUCAUCUCCCACCAGGCAGUCAUGAGGUGUCUCCUGGCUUAUUUUCUUGACAAGAGUGCAGAUGAGCUGCCCUACCUGCGCUGCCCCCUCCACACCAUUCUCAAGCUCACACCUGUUGCCUAUGGCUGCAAAGUGGAGACAAUCACCCUGAAUGUGGAAGCAGUGAACACCCACCGGGACAAGCCCUCCCUGACCUCGCCUCCAGAGGGAAAAGCUUGCCCCUGAGGCCGCUGCAGCAGCUCGGGUGUGCCGACUUUGGGAGGAUGGCCACGCCGGCAGUGUAGGGCUCCUGCUUCCCCCUGCACCCAGCUGGACCCUGCGCCCGGAGCAUCCCUGGAGCCCCACGAGCCUCGGGCUGUGCCUCUGGAGCCUCUCUGUGCCUGCUUUGCACCAGCUGGGAUCUGUCCACGGGGCCGGGCAGGUUCCCUGGGGAGGUUUUCCCAAGCUGCUUUUAGCCCACGCAUCCUCCCUGGUGUUGGAACUGUGUCCCACGUCUUUCCUCCUGGCCAGGAGCCAGAAUUAACCACGGUGGGAGGACAAAACAAUCCCGGUUUUACUCACUGAGGCAGCUUUUCUUUGCAAGAGGCAUUUCCAGGCCAAAUCCCUGAGCUUUUAUUUCUCUGUUACCAUUUCCAAGUUAUUUCCAAGUUCAGACUCGGUUUUUUUCUCUUGUUCAGACUCGGUUUUUUUCUCUUGUUGCAGGGAGCUCCAGGUAGGGUUUGACUCUCCCUCUGUGAGUGCUGGUGUGAAUUCCCCAGUCUGAGCCAGUUCCUUUGCCCUGGGAAGUUUUGCUUGGAUGUGGCACCCAGGUCAGCACACCCUGAUGGGAACAAACCCUCCUGCCCCUCUCUGGGAGCAGCUCCAGGGCUCCAAAUCCCACCUCAAGCCCUAUUUUACCUUCUCAUCCCAACCUGAACUUCAUCCUCUGGUUUUUCCUGCGUUUUGGGCAUGUUUUAUCCAUUUACCCCAGAAAAUGGGAGCAUGGCUGGGACCAGCAGGGCUCCUGGGCAGGGUUUGCAGGAAGCACAAGGUUUUUAUCAGUUUUCUUUAUAAUUCACCAAAUUUUAGGCCCUCAACAAGCUUUUAACUCGCCUAUGAAAAUGCUGUGAAUGUUCCCAAUGCUGCCUUUCAUAGUUUUAAGCUGUUGUAGAGUUUAGAGCACAGCUGCUGCAGCUCUGUGUGGCCAUGUCUUAAAUCCUUAAAAAUCCUUAAAUCCCCACCAAACCCCAAAUUUUCACUUCUCUCCCACAAGCCUUGACCUGUGUUUUGCCAAACUCCAUUUCACCCCACUCCAGCUGUUCUUGCAAUAAGGGCAGGACCCUCAGGUUGGGUGAGGAAAGGAACAUUUGGGCACAGAGCCAGGAGGCUGCUCUGGACCUGCUGUUCCCAGGUGACUCCAGGAUUUAUCUGAGCAAUUCUGGACCCCAGAAGUUGCUUCUUUUAAAUGUGUAAAUAAAUGUUGGGUAAUACCCACAGCAGGGAAACUGUGCCCUGGCUGUGGAGGAGCUCAGCAACCCCAGAGCUUGAGGCUUACCUGGGCAUUUUGAGCUCAAACUUGGUUGUUUUAAACACUCCCAGAGCUGUAACUUGAUAAAACUGAGGUAGAGAGGACCAAGGCAUUAAUCUGGACCCCUCAGGAUUUCUGAGAAGCAGAAAAAUGUGUUGAUCUAAAGCAGUUGUGCCCCCAGAGGGAUGAAAAAUUCGGUGGUGAGAAAUUGAAUUUUUAUUAGUUUUUCUCCUCAGGGUUUUCCUCCCAGGUCCGAUGUUGGGUUUCAAAUAUUUUUGAGCUUAGAAAUAAACCAGAAAAAAAAAAAAAAAAAAUUGAAGGAAGAGAUUUAGAGCCUGUGCAUGGCAGUUCUCCCUGCACACUCCAGAGUGCUCUGAAGGCACAAACCCGUCCUUGCCAGGCUGGGAAAUGUCCUGUGGGAUGUUCACGCACAAAACUGGCUGAAAAGUGCAUUGUGCUCAUAUCACUGAGCAGGAAAUGAUUGUAAGGAGACAAAAAUCUCUGUUUUUACCUGCUGGGAUUUGUGAAUGUCGCUGUUGAUGUGUUGGUGGUCGUGACUUUUUUUUUUUUUUUUUUUUUU